Messenger RNA from Pocillopora meandrina, 899 nucleotides. The record is from the annotation of a GenBank genome assembly. NCBI's taxonomy places the organism in Eukaryota, Metazoa, Cnidaria, Anthozoa, Scleractinia, Pocilloporidae.
AUGAUCCCACUGCUUGGUGUCACAUGGCUUUUUGGACUUUUUUUAUCAUUACACAAAGCUUUCGCCUACAUUUUUACCAUUUUCAACUCUACUCAGGUGAGAUCUCAAUAAAAGUCAGUCGAUACCAAAUUUUAGUCAUCUGUUCACAUACUUAAAUGCUCAAAGUACUCUUUUACCUAAAAGACUCUGAUAUUUGUAAGAUGAUUUUACCUACUCAACAUAACUUACCCAACAGCAGACAAUCUUUAUUGGUUUACAAGAUAUACGACUUGCUCUAAUUCAUUCUUUCGCCACUUUUAUCGUGGUUUCAUAUUAAACGAUUAUACCUUUAUCACCUUUGUCAUUCGGAUUACAAAAGGCGUAAUACUGAUAUAAUUGUCUGUUUUAGGGAAUCCUGAUUUUCGUUCUCCAUUGUGUGCGGAACAGCCAGGUAAGAUGAAUAUCAAACUGAGGAUGUACAUAAGGCGAAUUGUGUAUUUGUUAGACAUCAAUAGAGAUUUUAGCGGUUAGCAAUUGAUAUUUGGUCGCCUGUUUAUCUGCAGAUUAGAGAGCGAUUGAAAAGGACGAUGAACAUCAUUUUCCCAUCUGCUGCAGAUCAUGGAAACUCUGCGAAGAAGAGCUCACAAUUUAAUCCAAGUGAUGCCAGCGAAGUGAGGGCGGUAGAAAUGCAGGCUUUCAAAGAAUAGCACCAUACAAUAGUCUGUCAUUCAAUUUAAAGGACUUUUAGUGAUACCGUUUUUCCACCUGUAGAAAUAAAAAAUCCACAAGGAAAAGCUCACAGGUUAAUCUCAGUGAUGUCGGUCAUGUGUGGGUAGUUGAAUAGCAGUCUUAAAAUAAGUUGAGAGUUUAAAAAGAAAUAGCUUAAAUGACUGGAUUUAAUAGAACGAAAAUGAAAGUCC